AUGAGAGGCGCCGGACUUAUCCUGACGGCGGCGGCAUCCGUCCGCGCCGCCUGCGAUUGGAAAAACGUUCACACCGGAGGCGGCGGUGGUUUCGUAGCGUCUAUCCAAUUCCAUCCGACCGAGAAGGGCGUCGCUUUCGCCCGCACUGACAUUGGUGGUCUCUACCGCCUCAAUGACGACGAUUCCUGGACACCUGUUACCGAUGCGAACGGCUUCGCCCAUGAUGGCAACUGGAACAGAUGGGGCAUCGACGCGUUGGCCCUUGAUCCCGCCGAUGCGAACAAGGUGUACAUCGCGGCGGGCAUGUACACCAACGACUGGGACCCCAACAAUGGAAGCAUCGCCCGCAGCUCCGACAAAGGCGAGACCUGGGAGAUCACCACGCUUCCCUUCAAAGUUGGCGGUAACAUGCCUGGGCGAGGCAUGGGUGAGCGUCUUGCCGUCGACCCAAAGAACUCCGAAAUUCUCUUUUUCGGUGCCCGGAGCGGCAACGGCCUGUGGAAGUCCACCGACGGCGGCGCGACUUUCUCUAAGGUCUCUUCCUUCGAGGCCGUCGGUACCUACCGCGCCGGCGCCGAGACUGAUGCCUAUAACGGCGACCUUCAGGGUCUGACCUUCAUUACCUUCGAUGAGACUUCCGAGGCCGUCGACGGUGCCACUUCCCGCAUCUUCGUUGGUACCGCCGACAACACCACCGCUUCCGUCUACGUCAGCACCGACGCUGGUGCUACCUGGAGCCCUGUUGCCGACCAGCCUGCCAAGUUCUUCCCCCACAAGGCCAGACUAUCGGUUGCUGAGAAGGUCAUUUACUUCACCUACUCCGAUGGUUCUGGUCCGUACGAUGGUACUCAGGGUGCCGUCUACAGAUACGAUCUGACUUCCGGCAACUGGACUGACAUUACCCCCACCUCUGGCAGCGAUCUCUUCUAUGGUUUCGGUGGUCUUGCCGUCGAUGCGCAGAAGCCCGGCACCAUCGUGGUCGCUACUCUGAACAGCUGGUACCCCGAUGCUCAGCUCUUCCGCUCUACAGAUUCCGGCGCUACCUGGAAGAAGAUCUGGAACUGGGGAGCCGAUGGCAAUGUUGCGCCUCAGUACACCAUUGGCGCCAAGAACGCUCCCUGGAUCGAGACCAAUUUCCUCGACGUCGAUACUAAGAAGCUUGGCUGGAUGAUCGAGUCUCUCGAGAUCGACCCCCACGACAGCGACAGAUGGCUCUACGGCACUGGUGUCACCAUCUACGGCGGAGAUGGCAUUUCCAGUCUGGCCUCUGCCCCCGGCGGUUCCGAGCUGCUCAUGGCUACCCUCGAUAACAACGGCUUCACCUACAACUCUGUCGCUGACCUCGGCACGGCGCCCCAGACCGCCUGGACCGACCCUUGGUGGGCAAGCAGUGUCUCUGUCGACUUCGCUGGCAACGAUGUCACCAAGGUCGCUCGCAUAGGCAAGGUCACCGGCUCUCCCCAGCUGGCUCUCAGCAGCGAUGGCGGUGCUACUUGGGCUGUCGUCAACGCCACUGGUACCACUGCCGCUGAUGGUACCGUUGCCUACUCCGCCGAUGGCGAUGUAAUCCUCUGGUCUACCCUCAACGAGGGUGUUCUCGCCUCUCGCAACCAGGGCAAGCUCGAGAACGUCACUCUGCCUGCCAGUAGCGUCAUCGCUAGUGACAAGAAGAACAACACCGUCUUCUACGCCGGCUCCGAGGCUACCUUCUACAUCUCCACCGACGGCGCCGCGACUUUCACCAAGUCCCCUCUCGCCAACGUCACCGAGAUCCGCCAUAUCGCUGCUCACCCUACCCAGGCCGGUGAGAUCUGGGUCUCAACCGAUGCUGGUGUCUUCCACAGCACCAACUUCGGACAGACCUUCUCCCCUCUGUCUUCCAGCCCCUCCAACACUCAUGCUGUCUCCGUCGGCAAGGGUGAGGGCACUGGCUGGAACCUGUACGUCUUCGGCAACGGCUCCGAGGGCAAGAAGCUGUACAGCAGCGCCGAUGGCGGUGCUACCUGGGUCGACAUCCAGGGCUCCUACAGCUUCGGUGCUAUUGAUGGUGCUGCUCUUGUUGGUUCCGCCAACGAGGCCAACGUUGUGUAUGUUGGUACCAACGGCCGUGGUGUCAUGUACAGCUCGUGCCCUACCUCCAACUCUACCGCUGCUUCAGCGGCUUCCCCCGCCAGGAGACAACCCCGUAGCCGUCCUAUGAGGUUUGGAAGGGCCACCCAUAAGCACAUGCACUGA
Molecule: messenger RNA, 2235 nt
Organism: Diaporthe amygdali
Lineage: Eukaryota; Fungi; Ascomycota; Sordariomycetes; Diaporthales; Diaporthaceae
Product: Xyloglucanase
Exons: 6
Coding region: 1-2235 (744 amino acids)
Biological process (GO): xyloglucan metabolic process
Molecular function (GO): protein binding
Source: RefSeq, a predicted model, not a curated record